GUGGUUUCCAGCUUUUCGAGUGCUCUCCCUACAUCCCAAGUGUUUUGAUCAGAGUAUCAAACACGGAAUUUCGUCUUUUAUUCCUUAAGUAUAUGACAAUAUUACAAAAAUGAACGGUUGUACUAAACCAACAAAGAAUGAAAAUAAGACAUAAAACUUAUAGUAAAAUCCCCAAUUAAAGAUCCAGUAGAAUGCUGAUUUAACAUUUUGUAAGUAAACACAUCAGUUUAAAAACGUCUACAACUAAAUUUAACAAAUAGCAUACAUUUCCUGACCAAUUUUACAGUAUAACUAUAUKUAGURAYUYGCAUGUUGUUCAGCAUUUASUGUCUGAGUUUUAAGUCAUASUGAUGUACGUUUGACCUCAACUGUCAAUAUUUCCAUGGCAAUCAGUAUCAAUUAAUAUUUUCGGAGAAUUGAGCAAAGAUAUCGUUUGUCUCUUGACCUGUCUAAUUUGCCUGAUCAACAUGGCGGAACUUAACACUUUUACUGACGACUUGGAAGCACAGUUAACUUGUGCUAUUUGUMAYGAYAUCUUUACUGAUCCAAGGACACUACCGUGUCUACAUACUUUCUGCUUUAAAUGCAUCAAAAGUUGGAACGAAGCUUGUAGGAGAGAAAGGAAGAGGCUGACAUGUCCAACUUGUAAAGUAGUAGUCAAGAUCGAAGGAGACGACAUCUCGAAGCUUCCUUCCUCCUUUACCUACAACUCGCUGCUUCAGCUAUUCAACGYCAUGAAGACCAAGACUGACAAACAGAGCCAACAGCAGCUUCCAGAGUGUGUAUGUUGCAACAAACGAAACAUAUUGUUUGGAUUUUGUCCUCAAUGUAAAGGAAUGAUUUGUAAUGAAUGCAUCAACCAACACAAAACAGUAUUUGCAUUGAUAAAAACCCAUCAAGCAACGCUAUGGAGCGAAUUCAAGACAMAAAAUGUCAACAGCUACAUCAACAACCAAGCCAUGUGCAAGGUGAAAUACCACAAGAAUGCUCUCAUUGAAUUCUACUGCAAGACUUGCAAGAAGUGUAUUUGUCAAAAAUGUGGUACAACAUCACACAGCAUCCAUGACAAGGUCAGCAUCGAGGAGGCAGCUGAAGAUGCUAAAAAGCUCAUGGGAAAAGACAAGAAUCGACUGAAUGAGCUGAUUAUCGGUUACAAGAAAGAAUUAGAACUUUCCCAAAAUAACAUGACAAGGAUUCAGAGAGAGAUUGAUGCAGCAAAGGCAAAAGUUCGAGAUGACACACAAGCUAUGAUGAAGAUUCUGCUAGAAAGCCAAAACGCUUUGAUUGCUAACUUGGACCGCCUCCUUGCAGAACAAACAACAGCAAAUGAAGACGAGAAAAAAGACAUCGACGGCAGCAUCCAACAAGUCACUGAACUGAAACAUCAGUGUGAAACAAUGGAAGAGAAAAACUUAGAACAACUUAUAUUAGAAAGCUAUGAAAAUUUACAAGAGGUUUGUAAAGUUGCACUGCAAAAGAAGUCCAUCUUAUCGAGCAAACCAAUCAAGCGAAACUCAAGCAUUCGUUUCAAUCUAAACCCGGAGGUUACCAUCUUCAUGCGAAGAUUCAAACUGGGCGAGGUAGUGGAAAACGUGACAGGUAAUUCAUACCGUCCUUCCAUGGUUCGUGUAACAGGUGCAAGUGGCGUCACAAGGCGAUAUCUGCAUUAACGAUCUACAGUCAGGAGCGGAUCCAGCAUUUUAUAAGGGGGGUUGCUUUUGUCAGAACAUGUAUAGCAGAUGGAUGUUACAUGUAUACCUAAAGCACUUCCCCUGGAUUCGCCCUAGACAGAAAGAAAUGACCGAAACUGAAACUGGAAUAUUUUCUACGGCGUGAAGUAUAAAGCAGAGAAACCUUCACAGUACAAAGUUGUAGCGAGGAGAAGAGAUCAAAAACUAACCACAGAACACCGAGACAAUCGAUGCUAAAGCAGAAUUUAAACCCUUGAAGAUUUAGAGCAUGAAAAGAACACUUUCUUGGACAGAGCUCUUCUAUUGUUUAUCGCUCCCGUCAUCCAACAUGGCGGUAGUCAUGUGACCAUAUCUAGGUCUCAAAGAAUAUUUGACUUUAUUUCGAGUAACAAAACGAUACAGAACAACAUAUAGGCAUCAAAGGAAUAGUCAUAGGCUACUAUAGCUGGGCGGUAAAGCACUCCUCAAGUUUCUCAAUAGAUCUUUAAAGCUUUUUCGUCAUGUGACGCAUACGCAAUGCACUGUGGGAUAUGUUUGGGACACAAUAUGGUAGCGAGUUUCUUUCCUUUUUCCCAGAAACCGAUCCCACAAUGCAUUGCAGACCACUUGUUCUGUUGUUCAAUGCUGAUGGAGAGUAUUUGCGAGACAUUGGUGGUGCAGAAUCAGGAGAAGGUCAGCUAAGUCUUCCAUUUGGAGUCAUCUUCAAUGAGGAUAAAAUAGUCAUCACCGAUAAUCCAGAUGAUUGUGGCUGUAUCAAGGUAUUUGAAAUGGAUGGUACCUAAAAAAA
Exaiptasia diaphana is the source of this 2478-nucleotide messenger RNA. Its product is annotated as E3 ubiquitin-protein ligase TRIM71. The record is from RefSeq and is a predicted model, not a curated record. Lineage: Eukaryota; Metazoa; Cnidaria; Anthozoa; Actiniaria; Aiptasiidae. The coding region runs from base 468 to 1670 and encodes 400 amino acids. Gene Ontology annotation, molecular function: zinc ion binding. The transcript has a single exon.